This is a messenger RNA of Mugil cephalus (flathead mullet), 1989 nucleotides long. It is a transcript of the gene tuba5, whose product is annotated as tubulin alpha 5. Gene Ontology annotation, molecular function: GTP binding; structural constituent of cytoskeleton. Gene Ontology annotation, biological process: mitotic cell cycle; microtubule cytoskeleton organization. The record is from RefSeq and is a predicted model, not a curated record. The transcript is spliced from 5 exons. The coding region runs from base 173 to 1525 and encodes 450 amino acids. Lineage: Eukaryota; Metazoa; Chordata; Actinopteri; Mugiliformes; Mugilidae. Gene Ontology annotation, cellular component: cytoplasm; microtubule.
UAAAGAGCAGCGGGCGGCGGGCGGGACAGAGUGAAGCUGUGUUGGCGGAGACUCGUUACUCGUCCCGGGACGCUGCAGAGCAAUUAACACUUAUCAGUCUGUCUGGGGGCUUUUUGACAGACGAUAAACUUCAAGUAUCCUGAGACUUACUUCUGAUAACACCUGCAGAAACAUGAGAGAGUGUAUCUCCAUCCAUGUGGGCCAGGCAGGCGUGCAGACAGGGAACGCCUGCUGGGAGCUCUUCUGCCUCGAGCACGGCAUCGGCCCUGACGGAGUCUUCCUGGAUGUUCCUACAGAAACAAACUGCCGUGAAGAUCCAUUCAACACUUUCUUCAAUACUGGGAGCUCUGGGCGUCAUGUUCCCCGAGCAAUAUAUGUAGACCUGGAGCCCACUGUGGUUGAUGAAGUGAGGGUCGGGAAGUACAAAGAUCUCUUCCACCCAGAGCAGCUGAUCUCUGGAAAGGAGGACGCCGCCAACAACUACGCCCGCGGCCAUUACACUGUCGGCAAAGAAAUCAUUGAUGGAGUAAUGGAACGGGUUCGCAAAAUGACGGACCAGUGCACGGGCCUGCAGGGCUUCCUCGUCUUUCACAGCUUUGGAGGGGGGACCGGCUCUGGCUUCACCUCCCUGCUGAUGGAGCGUCUGUCCGUUGACUACGGAAAGAAGUCCAAGCUGGAGUUUGCCGUCUACCCAGCUCCCCAGGUUUCCACUGCUGUGGUGGAGCCCUAUAAUGCCAUCCUGACCACCCACACCACCCUAGAGCACUCUGACUGUGCCUUCAUGGUCGACAACGAGGCCAUCUACGACAUAUGCCGUCGCAACAUGGACAUCGAGAGUCCGGGUUACAUCAACCUCAACAGGUUGAUCGGUCAGAUUGUUUCCUCAAUCACCGCCUCCCUUCGUUUCGAUGGCGCCCUCAACGUGGAUCUGAUGGAGUUCCAGACCAACCUGGUCCCAUAUCCCCGUAUCCACUUCCCUCUGGUGACCUAUUCGCCCAUUAUCUCUGCUGAGAAGGCUUACCAUGAGCAGCUGACCGUGUCUGAGAUCACCACCGCCUGCUUUGAACCAACCAAUCAGAUGGUCAAGUGUGAUCCUCGUCACGGCAAAUACAUGGCGUGCUGCAUGCUGUACCGAGGAGAUGUGGUCCCAAAGGAUGUAAACGCCGCCAUUGCCAAUAUCAAGACUCGACGUUCCAUCCAGUUUGUUGACUGGUGCCCCACCGGCUUCAAGGUCGGCAUUAAUUACCAACCUCCAACCGCCGUUCCUGGUGGAGACCUGGCCAAGGUGCAGAGGGCUGUGUGCAUGCUGAGCAACACCACUGCUAUUGCCGAAGCCUGGUCUCGCCUCGACCACAAGUUUGACCUCAUGUACGCUAAGCGGGCAUUCGUCCACUGGUAUGUGGGCGAAGGCAUGGAGGAGGGGGAAUUUGCUGAGGCCAGAGAGGACCUGGCCUGUCUGGAAAAGGAUUACGAGGAGGUGGGCCACAUGACCUCAGAUGACGAAAAUUACGACGAAGAAUAUUAAAUCCUGUGAGACCUUAAGCUGUGGUAGCAGGACGGUUAUUGUACUCUGAUUUUGUCUUUAUCUUCUAAGCUACAUUUAGUAAAAGUCGCUGUCUUUGUCACUGCCAUUUUUUGAUCUAAGUUUUAGAUUCACGAAAGCAGAGAUCAGAGCUGGAUUUGAGGUGGAUUUGAUUUGUGCUCUGUAAUAAAAUUGAUCUCAGAAACUUGUUAGAGUUACAGUUGAAUGGUGCAGCCACCAAGCACCACUACUUCUCUGCUCAUGUUCGACAUAGCGUAAAGAUGAACAUGGUGGCAAAGUAAGAAGGUACAGUAUUGCUUUUCUUCUGACCUUAUUAAAACCCUGUAAGUUCUUACAGUAUGCACUUCCCUUUGAAGAAGAAGUUUAUAAACCAACAGACAAAAUAAACACAUUUCUUUUGCUGUCAAAAAGUUGUCCACAGAGAAAUAAAUGUACAGUACACUUUG